This is a messenger RNA of Esox lucius (northern pike), 4489 nucleotides long. RefSeq names its product WD repeat domain 27 (gene wdr27). The transcript has 26 exons. Lineage: Eukaryota; Metazoa; Chordata; Actinopteri; Esociformes; Esocidae. The coding region runs from base 278 to 2803 and encodes 841 amino acids. The record is from RefSeq and is a predicted model, not a curated record. Gene Ontology annotation, molecular function: protein binding.
GCCAGCGCACAAAACAGACUUGACCAAUUGUACUGAAAGGUUAGCACCUGACAACGUUACCGCCUUGCGGUCGAAGCAGUAAUUUCCACCAUAUGCGGUAGUCGACUGUGUUGUCCUGUGUGUCCAGGCAACCCUACAUCUGACCAACUGUUUUACAGGCGUAGGCUGGUUGCAAGCCAGUAGAUGUAGUAGGAGAUAGUUAUAUUUACAUUGGGUGGCCAGCUUGCUGAUACAAUGAACACGAAUUUGUUUUAAGUAGUAGCAGUGCAGUAUCGCCAUGGAUGAUUGUGGGGAAAGCAGAGAUGAGAGCAACAUAAUGGUAGAGAAGCUAUCAUUGUCAUAUGAUAGACCGAUGUCUCACCUGCAGCUAGCCUGCUGUCCCACUCACUGUGCUGUGCCACUACAAGGCAAGGACUUGUUGCUACACAGCCUUGAGGACUCAGAGCAGACCAUGCAACUUACAGGUCACCAUGGAAACAUCUCCGCUAUGGUGUUUGGGACAGGUAGAAACCCGCUCCUGCUCUGCUCUGCCUCUGCAGAUUAUGUCAUAGUCUGGGACGUCCAGCGCUGCUACAGCAGAACCAGAGCAGGCAUAGUGGCGUCUGGUACCGUUAUUGGGACACUACUGGGCAAGGUGGUCCAUCUGUCAUUUUCUGCCGGUGAUGAACGAUUGGCUGCGUGCUCUGGGGACAAAGUGUACAUACUGUCCUCCAAGAUAGAAGAUACCUUGUCUGUGUUAGCCGGCCACCUUGCACCUUUGACUGCAGCAGAGUUCUGUCCAUGGAAAACGGAUGUCCUGGUGUCUAUAUCAGAGGACCGCACGUUCAAGGUGUGGGGGGUAGAAAAAGAGGAGAUUAUCUAUGAGUCUGCUGUAUUGUCAGCGUCUCCAUUGCUCAGUGUGUCCUUCUUGUUGAAAACCCGGCAGCUUGUCACUGGUUCUGCAGAUGGACAGGUGUGGAGCUUCACCUUUCCAGAGGACCUUAGAUGUAAUUUGGUGACCAGACUGGACCUUCACAAGGUGAUGGAACGACACCAGAGGCAGCUGAACAAGAUGUCCCCACAGACAGUUGGUGUGACAGGAAUCACUCCAGACACAGUGGAGACCACAAAGCCUGUACUCAGAAUAUGUGCUUAUCACCGGCAGCUUGAGCUGGAGAGGGCUAACAGUUGGGUCUGGAUUGGAUGCUCCGAUGGCCUGUACCUGCUUGACCUGGCUACUUCUGAGCUCCACAAGGCACUGUUUCUCAGAGUCUGUAUACCUGUUUACUGUUGGAGAAACUGCUGGAACGAUGGACACAAUUUGCACUAUGCUCUGAAGAGACCUUGGGAUUACUACCCCAACUUGAGCAUUACGAUGGCUGGCUCGUGGGCCAUGUGUCAUGGUUCGGGAAACACUAUGAUCUUGUUACUGACCUCUCUGUUCGAGACCCAGAUGUCUGUGUUGGAAUUGAGCCUACCAGUGUCAGGCACUGUGGACGACCUCUGUCAGCACCUGGACCGGCUCUCCAUCUUGCCAAGUGGCCCACUGAUGUCUGGAUCUCCUCUGAACGCAGAGUUGAAGAAGAAGGAUCCCAAUCGUCGAAAAAAAACAGGUUCUGACAAAUGUGCUGUGAAGGAACCACCUCUAGUAUUCCACACAAAGGUCAAGUCAUCGGGAUACUUAGAAUCUCCACGGAUGACAAUGUUCUCACCUAAGACCAAUGUUCAGAAGAAGACAGAAAGAUCUACAAAGACCAACAUGAAAAGGAGAAGUGUCUUUAGCGAUUACCCAGAAGACACUGCAGCACCCAGCGUCCCACAUACUUGCCUGAGCACAACCAAAACCCCUACACCAGUAUUCUGCUGUCAGUACUCAGGGGAUGGAAAGCAAAUCUUGUGCGGCCUGGGAGACAGAUCUGUACUGUUGUAUAAGUCCUCCCUCACAGGCACUUCAGCUGUCUACACAGGUCAUGACAAGGCAGUGAGCAUUGUGUCCUGGAGUCAUGGAAGACAGUGGUGGCUGAGCGCCUCAGAAGACAGGACCUUUCGUAUCUGGACCGGUGGAAGUUCUGUUCCUGUCCUGACCUUGGGAGGCACGGAUAAGUUCUUCAAACCCAUCCAAGCUGCUCAAUUCUACUACCUGGAUAAGUUCCUGCUGAUGGCAUCCGGUCCCUCACUCCACCUCUAUUUGUAUCACCUGGACAACACACAGGAUGACAUUAAAAGGUACCAGCCGAGGAGCUGCGCUAAACUGAUGGGACAUUUCAGUAUGGAGUCAGGAACAGACAUCACCGCUGUCUCAGCCAUCAACGACUUCUACUCCUACGUGGUGCUGAUGUGUGGUGCUGACCGCUCCAUCCAGGUGUUGGACAUGAACACAGGGGCCGUGGCCUCUCAGCUGCCUAACGCCCACUCUAGAGCUAUCCAUCACGUAACCCAGAACAAGGGCUCCAUGUUCAGUAGCCAAACUCCAGACUCAUACAACCUCUUCCUGAGCAGCGCAGUAACAGACGCUGUGAAGCUGUGGGACCUCCGGACUCUCAGGUGUGUUCGGCGGUUCGAGAACCACGUGAACCGCUGUCAUCCCUGCACAGCGGCAUUCUCUCCCUGCGGACGGUUCAUUGCGUCUGGAUCCGAAGACAACUGUGCUUACAUGUAUGACGUCCGCAGCUCCAGCUAUCUUCGGAAACUCCAGAGACACUCAAACACUGUCCUCAAUGUGACCUUUAAUCCUGCUACGCCUGAGCUGUUGACCGGAACUCUGGACGGGAAGCUGAGCCUGUUCCGGCCCGGCAACACUGCCGAAGGGGUCUCCCUGCCAUGACAACAGACCAGCUCAUUUAAGCAUGUUAACAAAAGCAAAUGGUUUCUGAACCCGACGGUUGGGCUCCACAGUGUAGUGGUGAUGUCAUCCUGUCAUGGGAACCAACAGACCUUGUUUGCUAUUGAGCAUCCUUUAAUCUCAUUGGCUAGGGGGGUCACAGAGGCUUGAAGAGGUCCUCCAGGACAGCGGAGGAGGAGCCACUAGAUGACAUCACCGUCUCACUGCAUCACUCAGAAGCUCCCAACACACUCCACUACAUGCUGUACUAACACGCCCAUUCACAUUCAUAUUGACUGUAUUUACAUGACCAGUCAGACACACACAGACCAUAACAUGUACUGACACACACACACAUAUCAUACCGUAGACACACACACACUCACAACCAUACUCACAGGUGUAUGUAUAUCCAAACAGUUUCUCAGGUCCCAGAAGAACAGCCUGUGAACCAAGUGUGAGUAUUCAGCAUUAAACUGGUCAGAAUGCAUAUCAGUUUCUGAGCUUUUUGUGACAUGGAAGACCGCAUAGAAAGAGCAAGAGAAAUGGAGCACGCAUUUCCACCACUGCUUUCUUUCUUAAUUCCACAGUAAUAGCUGUAGUUUGAUUUAUUCCUGGCAGAGUCCUGGCAACUACAGGCUUAUGGUACUCAGACAACAUAAAUCACCCGUCCAUGUUGGUAGCUGGGGGUUUUAAGGUGUGGGGAAGGUACUGUCCUGUCUGAAUGGAACCAUUUUAAUGGCAUAGCCAGUCAGGCUUCUCUGGACCCGAGGGCUUGAGGGGGAACCGAGAUGGCGUCUCGGUUUCUUUUCCGGGUUCAAGUACUAUUUAAAUAUAUUACAAUGCUUUCACAGUGCCUGAUUACUGUUUCCUUUUGCAAUAAAACUUUUUGGAAGCUCCCUUAAGUGUAGACCCUGUUUACCUGGGACUCCAGGCAAGCUUACACAAGUCCUGACGAGUAUUCAGAAGAUUUCAAAUUGGAUCUGAAACCUAUCUGGAUCUCUAACUCUGUGUCAUACUGAUUUCUGGAGGAAAAACACGUUACCGGUCCUAACCAAGAAUUAAUCUGCUCUGACUACUAGUUGUGACACAGAGUCAGAGUUUAUUCUUGUAGCUUUUUCUCUUAAUUUUAUUUAACAACACUGCAGUCUUUUGAGCUUCACAGACUUCAUCAAAAUCUGUAGUUUAUGAAGACAUUGUAAUGGGAUGACGAGGCUUCAUAUUCAUGCCUUUUUUUCAAUCUGUUCUGGGUGAGCCAUGCAGAGACUCUGGGGAUACAGUAAUUAGUUUAUCUGAAGUAUCUUUUGAUGGUUUUAACCAUUUCCUUUGCUUUAUAUCCCCCCCCCCCCCAUCUAUGGAGUUCAUAUGCAUCCUAAACACUUUUUAAUUAAUCCACUGAUAUACCUUUAUCUUAAAAAAAUACUACAUUUAUUGGACAUUUCACUGGAAAAGGUAUAUAAAAUCAGAAUGUUGUAGAUAUUUUGUUUUGUUUUCAUUUUACCUUAUAUAGUAGUAUAUGUUGUUUCUUUGACAUUUAUACACUGCUAGUAUGGGUACAGUGCAUUAUAGCUGAAGUUCAAAUUAUUAAUUCCCAAAGACAAUGAGUACAAUAGCCUAAUGGAGAAUGGCAACCAGACUAACACUGCCUGUACACAAUGUUAUACUCUAUGUUACUGUAUCUAAAAUUAA